Exophiala spinifera is the source of this 732-nucleotide messenger RNA. RefSeq lists its product as uncharacterized. The transcript has 3 exons. Gene Ontology annotation, cellular component: signal peptidase complex; membrane. Gene Ontology annotation, biological process: protein targeting to ER. The record is from RefSeq and is a predicted model, not a curated record. Bases 1 to 732 code for a protein of 243 amino acids. NCBI's taxonomy places the organism in Eukaryota, Fungi, Ascomycota, Eurotiomycetes, Chaetothyriales, Herpotrichiellaceae.
AUGUCCUCACCACCUCAAAAAGUCUCCCUCUACUCCGUCAAUGACCUCAAAAAUGCCACGGACGACGCGCUUGCACCGUACCUCACGAGCCUCCCCAAACCCUACACGUUCAAACAGCUACACUCCAGUACCAACGUCCGACUGAUCCUAGGCUACACGGCAGUCAUAAUCGCCGGUGUGCUCUUCUACGCGGACUACAAACUGGGCUGGGACGCGACAAAGGCGUACACCGGUCCAGCUUGCGUGGCGUACUUUGUGCUCAACAGUCUCUUGACGUAUUGGAUAUGGGCCGUUGAAGCGGGCACCGUAUUUGUCGGUACAAGAGAAGGUGGACAAAAGUUGACGCUGAAAUCGUCGUCGCAAAAGUACAGCCCGAGUUACAAACUCAAAGUGUCGUACGAGGCGCCGUCGGGCAAGAAGUGGGAAAACAAAGAGAUCGAGGGCUCGUUUACACAAUGGUUCAACACGCACGGAUACCUGCAGAAGAAGGAAUUUCAGUCCUGGCUCGCCGAGAACAUUGAAGUGUUGGGCGUGGCGAAGAAAGAAGGGAAAGCCGCCAUCUCUGAGCCAGCCACCGACAAUAUUGAGCCAAUUGACGACGCCACGCUCGCGGCCAUCUCGUCCGCAGGCGGUAUGAAUUUCUCCUCGGGCGUCGACGCAGUGGGACCAGCGCCUCCGGUGCCAGCUACACCGUCGACGACGAAGAAAGGUCGAUCGAAGAAGAAGGCGUAG